Scleropages formosus (Asian bonytongue) is the source of this 6711-nucleotide messenger RNA. It is a transcript of the gene nhsl1b, whose product is annotated as NHS-like 1b. Bases 239 to 5239 code for a protein of 1666 amino acids. NCBI's taxonomy places the organism in Eukaryota, Metazoa, Chordata, Actinopteri, Osteoglossiformes, Osteoglossidae. Gene Ontology annotation, biological process: cell differentiation. The transcript is spliced from 8 exons. The record is from RefSeq and is a predicted model, not a curated record.
UCCUGGUUUUCCUGCGUCUAUGACGGACUCGCGCUCCAGUGUAGCUGGCUGUCAGCAGCUCAGCGCGAGCAGCCCAACCGGGCAUCUUUUGUAGAACAUGGCGGGAUAUUCACUUUGUUCAAACACAGCACUGUGUAAAACAACCAAACUUCGGCUUCUGUUGUGAGGGGGGACGCGACACGGUGCUUAUUUACACUUUGUUGUGGUGGGAAAAGUUUAAAAAAAAAAAAAAAAAAAAAUGCCGUUUGUCGCGAGGACAGUGGAGCCGCGGCUUCUGUGCCGGCAGCCGAGAGGUUCGGCGGUGCCGGACGAGCGCGCUCCCGGGUCUCCGGCGCUGUUCGCCACGCUAGACGAGGUGUGGGGUCGCGCGCUGGGCGGACUGCUCCAGCAGCUGUCCGACCUGUCCCGGCACGCGGCCGACCUUUUCUCGGACCUCGAGGCGGAGAGCCGAAGCGUGUGGCUGCGCUCCGCGGGGCUCCAGCGGCGCCUGGAGACGCUACAGGGCUCCGUGCGGAGCCUGGACCCCAAAAAAGUCAAAAUCCCGGUGUCUAACCUGGAUGAGGAGAGCAAGUGGACGGUGCACUACACUGCUCCCUGGCACCAGCAGGAGAACGUCUUUUUGCCCAGCAGCCGGCCUGCAUGUGUGGAGGACCUGCACCGUCAAGCCAAAGUCAACCUGAAGACUGCACUCCGAGAGUGUGACAAGCUGAGGAAGGAUGGCUUCCGCAGCUCACAGUACUACUCCCAGGGCCCCACCUUCUCCAGCUCCAACGUGUCUGAUGGAAGCCUACAUGACGACGACGAUGCGGACAAGCAGUCUACGACAUCCUCGUCAGCCGAGGAAGAAAAGCUGGUGUACUCCCCGAGCCCGAGGACGCCCCAGCCAGAGGGUGGGUCUAAUGCCACCGAGCAAAGCACCUCGAGUCAGACCAAGCCCCUACCAACCCCGGAGGAGAAGAUGAGGCAGCAGGCGCAGGCCGUGCCCACCGACGUCAUCCCUAUUAAUAUCACAGGGGAGACUUUUGACCGGCAGGCCAGCAUCCGCCGCUCCUUAGUUAACUCUGACACCAUCGUCAGGCGCCCCAAGAAGGUCAAAAGGAGAAAGACAAUUUCAGGGGUUCCUGACAACAUCCAGAAGGAACUAGCAGCCAAGGGACACCACAAUUUGCGGGCUCGGUCGAUGUACAUCCCUGAACAGCACUCCUCCACUCUAGGCCGAGUGAGCAGCAUGAGCUCAGGGCUGCGGCGUACUGACACUCGAGACUCCAGUUGCCAGACAGAGGAAGUAAAAAUUGUACAACCAUCGAUGCGACGGAUCCGAGCUCAGAGGGGCCAGGGCAUCGCUGCACAGAUGGCCAACUUCUCUGCCUCCUCCUCAGGCAGCAUCUCCAUUGCUAGCGACAGUCCUGGCGUUGUCUUUGCACCACAGCUCAACGGGGGAGGAGGCCAGCGUUUUCACAGUCUGCCCCGCCAGGGGGCCCGCAUCUCCUUGAAUGCUGAGGUUGGCUGCAGCAGUGCUCCCUACAGGCUAGAGGGUUACUCUGCUGGAACUGUGCCUCGACAAAUUGGGAGGCUGCAAGCUGAUGAGACAGUAGUGCACCUCAGGAACUCACCGAAGACUGCCACGUUAUCUCGUCCGAAAUCCCAGGAAGUAAGGAGUACCACAGAUGACCAGGCUAUAGCUUGUGUAGUUUCUCCUUAUGCCGCCUACUCUACCUCCCUCAUCUCCAAUGCCACAUUGUCCUCCUCAGCUGAGAUAAUCAGUGUGUGCACAGCAAAGAGCAUGCAGCCCAUCUCCUACCCAGCCGACAAACCCCUUAGUGCCACUAAGGUGAAUGGAUUGCUGCCGGCCUUCUCCUUUGCCCAGAUGGCUACCUCGUCCAACUGUGACUCGGCUGUAUCCCUAAGCAAUAGUGGUGAGACGGACUCCCAAUGCAGCACUCUGGAUGGAAGGAAAGAAAGCUGCAACCGGGAUGCCGCCAGUGAGUCAAGCUACUCCGACAAAAGCUUCAAGAGCCAAAGCACUGUUGCUGCUGACCAAUGGGUUUUUGAGGCCUCAGAGAACAUCCUACCCAAGAGGCCCCUCACUUCUAGCUGCUCCACUCCCAUCAACCAUAUCUAUAGUAGUCUGGAGCGAUCUCCUAACAAGACAGAUGCCAGCUCUUUGUACUCCAUGGAUAAUGAUGGUUACUACACUUCCAUGCAUAUGGAUUCAGGACUCAAAUCACGGAGCCAUAACAGUAUCCAUAGUGCAAGUCAGAUGAGGCACAGUAUGUAUGAGUACCGUGACCACCACAGCCUAGAUGACCGUUCCAGUCUGUACAGCGACAAAUCCUUAUCCCGCAGCAUUUCCCUUCGCAAGUCCAAGAAACCCCCACUCCCACCAACUCGGACUGAUUCCCUUCGACGUAAGCCGGGGAAGAAGCCCAGCAUCCAUGGCUCAGUCUUAAAUGAAACACUGAUUGCUACCCUGCAGCAGUCCCUCCAGAUGACAGCAAAGUGCAAGGGGGGCUCAUCUCCAUCUCAGAGCCCUUCCAGUGAUUAUGAGGAUCCCUGGGUGCUGCGACCACGGAGCCAGAGCAGUGCAAGUGCUGGGAGUAGUGGGGUGUCGGCCUCUAUCACUAAUGUCUACUCCCUAUGUCCCGUCACACCGUCACAAAGCGACACCAGCAGUCUGCGAUCCGACUACGCUGAAUCCUGGGGCUACUACGGGGACUAUCCUCGGGGACAUGGCGAGCAGCUACAGUCCCCUGUCACCUCUUCACCCAGCACUGUUGGAACACCUGGGGGACUUGCUAAUGGGGGUUCCCUCCCUAAUGUUUCUGAAGCAUCUCUGCCACCAAACCAGGACAAUGCCGGAGUGGUCAAGCCCAAAGCAGUUGCCUCUCCGGACAGGGUGCACAGACUCACCUCCCCCUCCAGUGGCUAUUCUAGCCAGUCCAACACCCCUACAGCAGGCACCCCAGUGCCCUCUUUCAUGAGAUCAGUGUCUCCAGCAGGGGGGAAGACCAAGCCUAAAGUGCCCGAGAGGAAGUCUUCUCUCCUGUCCUCUGUGUCUGUGUCUUCCUCCUCUACAUCUUUGUCCUCCAACACCUCAGAUUCAGCAAGAACCCCUCUACCCCCACCACCUCCACCAUUGCCUGGCUUCCCUAUGCUUCCAACUGUCUCUCCCACCCCUGCCGAAACUCCAGUUGCUUCACAUCCCCCUGCUGUUCCAUCCUCAACUCCAGUGUGUACAAAUGAAGAAAUUGUUCCUCCUCCACCAAGUCCACCAUUACCUGCAGCUUCUGAGACAGUUGAAAAAGUGUCCCACUACAUAUCUUCUCCUGAUUUUCCACCCCCUCCUCCAGAGGUUUUGCUGGACUCUGCUUUUCCAGUUAUCAGUCCCCUCAUCCCACCCCAUCCCCCAACUACAUCUCUGGAAUCAAGUAUUCCUAUCCCACCCCCACCUCCACCACUACUACUAUCUUCCAUAGUCCCACCUCCAGCUCCAGCUCUCAACUUAAAAGGAUGGACUGAGCUCCCCAGAUCUGUGAACCCUGAUUUCAUGGACAGCAAAACCAAAGAAGGGAGGAUGUUAACUUCUAAUCACUCUGAAGAAUCAGCCAAGUCUUCAAUGCCCCUCAUCACUGCCCAAGCCCUUCAAAUGGUGCAGCUUCGCUCUGUCAAGAAACUUGAAAAUGAGGAAGAACCUUCUGCUAAAUCCCAGGAAACAGAGGGAGACCAGGAAUCCAUCAAGCCCACAACACCAGAAAAACCUGAAAAGCUAGAGCCCCCCAGUGUGUUACCUUUGACUUUGUCCUCUUCUUCCAUUGUGAAUGAAAAGAAAACACAACUGACACCAGAGGCUAGUGUUCCACAAGUCACUUUAGCAGUAGAUUUAGUGAGCGAUUCAGAGGCUCUUGUCCCACAACAAAUGUACUCAGCGUCCCCAGAAGAGAUCUUACUUUCUCCGGAGCCUAACCAAGAGCAGUCACCUUACGCCAGCCCAACAAAAGCAUUGCAAAUUACCACUCCCAAGAAGAAACCUCCCAUCUCCACUAAGAAGCCCAAGCUCUCACUCAUUGUACCCUCUACCUUUUCACAGCCUGCCUCAGAGGAGAAAAAUCAAGUCCUGGAUGCAGAUUUAACAACGGCACUGAGUCCUCAAAAUGAAAUAUUAGUCUCUGGGAUUACGGAGAGCCAGGGAGGGUCCCUGAAGCAGCAUGAGAGGCACGAGGAGGGGAAUGAUUCUGAAGCAUCCAUGCCAUCCCUAUCCAAGAGUCGAGAGUCCUUAAGCAGUGAUGUCUCCGCUGACAGCUUGCAGGUGGACAGAAUGCCCAUGGUGGGUGUCCGGGAGCUCAGUUUCUCUGACAACAACAGCGCUUCAGACAGAGAUGCAAGUGGAAAUGGAGAUGGUGGCAGCAGCACCACUGGUUCCAUUAGCUCAAAGGAAGAAGAGGAUGGUGAAGUGUUUGAGGACACCAACGCUGCCCUCUUGUCACCGGUUGCCAGAACCGACGAAGAGAGUGUGGAGAACAUGGUGACACCCACGCGACCCCGUACAACUGAGGACCUUUUUGCCGCCAUUCACAGGUCGAAAAGAAAGGUGCUGGGGCGGAGAGAGUCUGAGGAGGAGCGCUCGCGAGGCCUCUCCCCAUCCCCCCCUGUGACCCCGACAGGAAGUUCCCCGGGCCAGGCCUCCUUGUCUCGCCAGACGGGCUCCAUCCAACGCAGCCUCCGCAAGUCGGCCACCAGCAGCGACAGCUUCAAGGCCCUGCUCCUGAAGAAGGGCAGCCGCUCUGAGACCAGCUUCCGCAUGUCCGCCGCAGAGAUGCUUAAGAGCACGGACCCCCGCUUCCAGAGGACGCGCUCAGAGUCCUGGCUCGACUUGCCUGCGCAGGACACCUCCAGUGCCUCCCUAGGCCGCAGCAAGAGAGCACAGGAAGAGUGGGCCCGCAGUGAGGGUUCACUGACUCGCUAUUCCACGGGCAGCAUCAUCUCGUCGUCUUCCUCCUCCCUCACUGGAGGAAAGUACGGACGGUCCCGUGCACCGCCAUCUGCUGCCAGCAGCAAGUAUAACGCCCGUAGCCGCAUCCUCAGCAGCCCCAUGACCGUAAUCUGCGAGCGGGAGGGUGAGCUGGCUGAAGCAGCCGAGGCAGCUGAAGAAAGGACAUCAGAGGAGGCUCGGUCCACCCUGUCGACCUCUCCGCACUUACCGGACUCCAGUGCCACCUUAUGCGAGGGAGGCAGCACUUAAGAAACAGGUCAGCUCCCUGAAACUGGGACCCUGGACUCUCACAUAACCGAGGGGAGACACCAGCUUCACUGGAGACUCCAACCUUACCCAACAGAGCCCACGGGUCUGGGUUCUGGCCCCAAAUACAGAUAGGAUGAGCACUAAUAGCCUGUGUGAAUUUUGUUGUUCUCAGUCUGAAGUGGGCGCCAGUUGUACUGCACAUUUUAUCCAUUAACUUUCCCUUUUCGUCUAAUAUGAAAUUCUCCAAGAGCAAUAACCAAUUUCUGAAAGCAAUGUAGCCUGAUUUUUGAUUUUAUUCCCCUUUCUGUUGUUUGGAGGUCUGAAAUGUACGAGUUGUUAGUUUCCUAUAGUUUUUCCUAAGAAUUGAAGAGCAGGUUUUGGAAAAGAGAGGAAUUAAGUUUUUUUGCAGUGGUGAAACUUUUUGAUUCUACAACCAAACUGGUUUCAUUCUUGGCGGCAGAAAGCUUUGUGGGAAAUGAAAAUUUUGACAUGGCUCAUAUAUGUUCCUUCCAUUCUUUUCUUUAGGAAUUUGCAGUUUCUUUUUUGUCACCUCUUUUUUCCUAGUCUCAGCCUUAGGAGACAUAAAAGGAGGGACACAAGGAGCACAACUUGAGUAAUUUCUCCACUCUCUAGCGUAGGACUCUUCCCUCUGAGAUCGAAGGGUUCGCUGAAAUGCUGCAUUUUCUAUCAUGAACUGGAACUGAUGGGGGCUCGAACGUACCAUAAAUGUUGGGAGACAGAGACAAGCAUGUGGACAAGAAGGUUAUGCUGAGGUGGAUUUCACUGUAGGCUUGGAAAACCUUUUGUAGUGUGAUUUAGAUUUGCACUAUAUAUUGGUGUUUUUUUUGGUAGUUAUGUAUAAAAAUUGGUCUGUUAGAAUUUACUAACUGGAGAUGAAGAAUUAGUUUUAAUGCAAAAAGAUUUACUUGAACAAGAAAGUCCAGUUUUAUUUUGUGAACAUUUAGUUACCAAAGAACUAAUACAACUUAGUGUGUGGUGUAUUUCCUCCAGAUUGUUCUAGAGGUGUCCAGGAUCUGUGACAGGGAGUAGACUCUAGACACAGGUUUACCUAGGGCUCAAAAAUGAUGCUACUCUGUAACUUCUCAACUUUCUAUGAUAGGUAUCUUUCUUGUGCAGUUUUGUACUGUUUUGUAAAUACAUAGACAAUUGUAAAAGUAACAUGACUUAUUUUCACAGAAUUUGUACAUUUUAGGACCUUUGUUACUGAAGAGCAAGGGACAUCCUUUUGUAGACUAUUUAUUUAUAGUACAGGGAGAACAUGGGGGUGAUUGAUCUUUCCCCUCCAGCUACAGGGUGUGUAGAAUUUAGUAAUGGAAGGAUGAAGGUUCACGAAGCCCUUAAUGGGUGGACUGUUGAGUGCCAGUGAUCUGCUCCAUCUCAGUAUGGUGCUAAACGAGGCUGUCGCUAUCGCUGGAGAUGGUGUGAUUCUGAAGUGAAAACUGGCUGCUAAU